AUGAAUUGCAAACACGAUGACACAUUGAAGAGCAACCGUGGUGGUGCAAAGUCCAAUCCCUUUCUGAGCAGCUACGAAAGUCUCAACAUUUCUAAGAAUAGCUCCGCUGAAGAAAUUGCAGAAAAAUAUUUAAGGAGUAAAUUGAGCUUGGAUUUUAAAAAUACUGGAAAGACAAGUUACAAUGCCAGUGGAGGUGCUCACAGGGAUUUUUAUGAGGGCAGGAAUGCACCAGAAAAAUGCGACAUUGGCAGAACGGCUAAUGGUCCUCCGAGGGGCCAUUUUAACGGUGCGCGUGGCCAGACAAUAUAUGGUAGUAGAGCGAAUGAUUACAGCCAUUCUGAACGGCAGGAGAACCCUAACUAUGAUAGCCACUUCAAUAACGGGUCGAUCUUUUCCGAGGGAAGGAAUAUGAACAGUGGCAAUGUCCCCUUUAACUAUGGCACUCAGCAAAAUGAUCAGAGCAGAGGAUACACAAAUUCAGUUUCCUUUUCAAAUAACAUGACCAAUUUUUUUAGCUCCACAAACUCGGCUAAUGCAACCGAUUUUACACACCUUAACAAAUUUAAGGAAGAGAAAAAAAGCAACUUGUAUGUAAAAGACGAAUUUUUGAAGUUUGGCCAGAGUACCUCGAAAGGGGUGCAGGACGAACAUCCCAACAGAGCCGCCAUUAACAUGAACAGCGUUGAUGAGUUGCUUAAGAGAUAUGGAAGUAGCAGCAGCGGAAACGGUAUUGACAUGGAUGUGGAGCGCGCUGUGAACCCUAUUUUCCAUCGCCUAAGCAGGAGGGAGAAUUGUGAGGGAACGAAAAUUAAAACUUCCUUUAUGAACAAAGCAGAAUGUAUAAGCCGAAGCAGCUUGGGACGGGACAGCAACAACAAGAGCUACUAUCCCUACCGGAUGAACAGAUUCGUUCGAGACGACCCUUCUUCCUUGGGUAGUAGUAAAAAAAAAAAUUUAAUGCAAAGGAAUAAAGAUUAUGUGCAUUACCUGAGCAACCGAAAUAGCAUCCUCAAGAAUGAAGUGUCGAUUAGGAAAGACUUGGGAAAGAAAAAGGGAUUCGUUAGUAAGUUUGAAAAUACCUACUUGAGGAGAAAAACAAAUAUGGAAGGGAUUAGAAGACAACAGGGAUCCCUUUUUAGCUCUGUUUUGAGGGGAUACCAGAGUAGAUGCAAUAAUGAGAACGAGCUGAUGAGCAGUAUUCACAUUUUUAAUAACAAACAUGUUGAGGAUGUUCAGAAUGGUAGUAGCUACAGGGGGGCGUUGAACAAGGGAGAUGGAAAAGUGAGCGACAGAGGUGGUGGUGAAAAUGGGAGUUGCUUUUCUGUGGGUAAUAAGUCGGCUCAUGCUGAUUAUAUUGGAAAUAGCGCCAUUAGCAUGAGUUUCCUCAAAUCGACUUACUCCGAUUCGAGCAAGCUAGUAGACACUCCUAUGAAUGGGGGCACAAUAAGUAGUAGGGGUGUGAAUGACCCCGUUAAUAAUCUAACAAAAGACAAACCCGAUAUGAUAUCCCUCGAGAGGGGAAUCCCAUCCGGUGAAGUAUUAACAAGUAGUGUGCACAUGUUAGGGUUGCACCCGAGCAAGGACAAGUCCACACGUGACAACCAUUUAAUUGGCACGUCCGAGAUGUACGGUGCUUUGUAUGGCGAAGGUGGUGCAAGUGGUAUGGCUAGACAUACUACCAUGCGCGAAGAACAAAAUGGGGAGUACUUUUCUCCCGGGGACAGAUAUAAUGAAAAGGAAAAUAUGAGUGGGUAUGUGAAGAAGUUGCCCCCCACAGGUGAAUAUUUAAUUAGGAACGAUGAAAAGGUUCCCCUUAACAAUUGCAACCAGAGCAUUUGUAGUGGUAGCGGGAUGGGCUCGAAUAGAGGAGGGGAGUACCUCUCACACGUUGCCCCUAACUCGGUCAGAUCGGAGGGCAAGAAAGGGAUGAAGAAUUUCCUCCACCCCCCUUUGUACUUGUCUGAACAGAAACUAAGUAACUUAUUCAAUAAUGAAAUGGGGAGUAAAAAUUUGCUCAGCAGUAAUGUGAGUGUGUAUAACAGUGGAGGGAAGAGAGGAGAGGGGAGUGUUGUAAAUUGUAAUGACAGCAGAUCAAGCCAGAAUAAAAUAGCCAACGGGAUGAUUGUGAACAGUGGAGUAAAUACUUCUGAAGGACUCCCUACUGUUGGGUCAAAGGAGAAAAAAAAAAAACAUAUGAAGAACCAAGUGGGUAGCAUACAUACUUAUGAAGAGUAUUGUAAAUACAUCAAGGAGUCGAUCAAUGGUAUACCCAUAACGAUAAAAAAUAUAAAUGUGCUGCUCGCCUUGGCAUUGUAUUAUUUAACGCAUGAGAUGAAUGGAAGUCACAAGGGAACUGAGCUCCCUGACCAGGUCCUUAUAAAGUUACUCAAUAAAAUUUUGUACUGCUUAAAUUUGAAGACCUGUUUGUUGAAGGACAAUCUGGGGGGGAAGAUCGGCGACGAAAACAAGUACUAUUAUAUACAGAUAAGGGAAAAUGAAAAAUGUGCUCGAGGCGACGGGGGGCAAGAAGACAGGGAAGUGAAGACGACGCUUACAUCACAUGGCGAUGCGAAAGAGAGAGACCCCGUUGACCAAGCCAACCAAGUGAACUUCUUCACCUUCUAUAACAAACGAAUAGUGUUAGAGAAGAAGGAUCAAGUGGAGAAUACACAUGAAGGUGCCAUGGGGCUCCUCCCGAAUCAAAGUCACUUAUAUGAGGAUAAUAAGAGGUACAAGAAAAAAUGUUUCUACCUUGGGGAAGACAUGAAAAUAAUAACUCUUGUGGAAAUAUUAAAAAUAGCUUGGUGUCUUUGUGUGUUGAAGAAAAAUAUACAGUACGUUGACUUGUUGAGGAUCUUAUACAAGGAGGUGGAGUCGAUGAGGGUAAGCAAUGAACUUGUAUUCUGUGUGAGUUACCUUUUUAAAUAUUGUAAUAUAAUUCACGUGGAAGAGUGUAAAUUAGAAUUGAACAAACAUCUGCAUAUAAGAUUAGAAGAAAGUACCAAUGAGAAUCUGUGCCUCUACCUACACCUCCUCCACAUUUGCAAUUCACAAGAUAAGAACUUCCUAAACCACAACCACAAGAAAAAUAUCGACCGGAUUGUAUCCUACUUGUAUGACCGAGUAGAACACAUAAGUUUGUAUGCCUUCACUAACAUCUUAUGUGCCUUGACUAACUUACAUGUUAAAAAUACAGAUUAUCCUUACUUCUUUCACAAGACCCUGAAUUACUUUCGAGGUAAUAUUAAAAAGCUUACCAAGUGUGUGUUGCUGGUUAACAUCCUGUGGUCCUUGUGUGUGAUGGAGGUCUGUUGCACAGAUUUCUUCAAAGAUUUGAGUGAAUACAUUAUUAGCAUUUUGCACUUCUUACCCUUGGCUGAGUUUAUAACCAUUUGCUGCUCCUUCGGUUGCCAGAAGAUGCUCGUCGUGAAGAAUUAUCUUAUUACCGUUAGGAAGACAGGGGAGGGCAAGUCGGAGCAGAGGUGUGGGGUUGCCAUUGGGAGUGAGAGCGAGAGGGAGUACAGGGCGUAUGAGCCCGUCAUCGCGGAAUACUACGCGGGAGGGAAGCUCUUCCCCUACUCCUUCUACCGCCGACCCGUCUGCCACGCGCUCGUCUUUAAGAUUCUCGCGCACGCCUUCCUACACGAUGAUCAGCAUGAUAGGCGGCAUGCUCAGCAGCAGCACGAUGAGGGGGAAGCGGUUAGCGGAGGAGCGUGUCUCCCCCGUGAGGUGAUUAGAGAUUAUACGGACCGAAGCGGUGCCAGGAGGAAAACGUGCAGGAGCCUGAGCGUGGAGAACAGCAAGGCCGGCUCCACCGGCGCGCGUGAUUCAAGCCGGCGUGAUUUAGGCGGGCGUGAUUCAGGGGGGCGUGAUUCAGGGGGGCGUGAGUCGAGCGCGCACAGCUCUCGCUUUAACAGCUCAAGCAUUUGUAGAGCGGGCGGUGGCCUCGGCGGGGAAGCCCGAAACGAGACGCAGAAAAGCAAGUACCCCAAGAAGAUCAGCGAGAAAAAAAAAAUAAAAGAACACUACAACCUGUAUGACCGAAGUAACAAGUAUGAAUUUGCAUUGAACUCAUGUGAGAGGAUCCUAUUUGAGAACCUCAUUGAGGACUGCUGCAACAACUUCGAGGUCCUCAAGUCUAAUCACCUCGUCGAGUUCCUGUUCACUCUGUGCAUACUCAAUUUGAAUAAAUGUAAGGUAGUUAAAUUAGCAGAAGGAAAAAUAAACUCCUCCCUUUUUGAAGAGAACUACGAGAAAGCAGUGAAGAAGAGGAAGAAAAAAAAUACAUAUAAGGAUCUCACAGAACAGGAAAGGACAAAUGAAAGAAACGAUCUUAUUAUCCUGAAUUACAUAUACAACACGUAUCUGCAGGAGAGUAACUACUACUCUGGGAAGGGCGACGUUGAUGAAGGGUUCAUACAAAUGGUAGACAAUGUAUAUUUUUGCAGGUACGUAAAAGAUGAAUUUUUUUUACGAGUUAUUAAAACGAGCAAAGGGUUAGAACAAAGAAUCACCACUGGUGCAUUUUCUAAGCUGAGGCAUAUUUUGAAUGUGGCCACGGUGAGCAGGGAGAGCCGCGAAGGUAGGGACACCGGGGUCGGUAUGGGGCAUGUGGGGAAUGGGACCUUGGCGAAAGAACUCCCCCCUGCAGGAGAAGAAAAUGCGUCUAACUUGAACCAGCAUGGUGAAGAUGUCACUAUUAGUGAAUCGAGGGGAGGCACACAAGAGAGACGACAGGACAAGGGAGAACACCUCGGUGGAGAUGGGCUGCUCGAUGGGCACCCAUCAGGGGGCAACAUCCACAUGGGGGACAAGCUGGCGGAGCGCCCUGAUGAAGUAGACCUCCGGAAUGGCCCCGGCGAAUACGCAGGCGAACACGCGCGUGAGGUGGGGGAUCGCGUGGGCGACACACCCAGGAGGCUCAGCAAGUUCAAGCAGGACCUGAAGCACACAUACGACGCGGCCAUUUCUUACUGCAACAAGAGGACCAAUCAUGUUGCGAAGGGAAGUUUCCUGAGCAGCGGUGGGGGUGCAGACGGGGCACUACAAAAUGACAAGCCCCAACAGGAGAAGGAACAUUUUUUGAAUCACGAAAUGUAUGAACACAUAGUUUCAAAGAGAAAUAUAAAAAACAUUAUGAACAGACAUAAGGAGAAGGGGAUGGUUGCGAAGAUCUUUUCAUCACCAUGCGGUGGUGACACUGCUGCCCCAGUCGGUCACUGCGAGAAGGCAAAGCAGAAAAACAGCUUUAAUUUUUACAGGACGUUUAUUCUGCUGCUUCAGCUUUCUGCCCUUUCGCUGCUUUCCUUCGUCGUCCUGUUUGUGUACACGUCGCUCAUGUAA
Messenger RNA from Plasmodium fragile, 5343 nucleotides. RefSeq lists its product as uncharacterized. Bases 1 to 5343 code for a protein of 1780 amino acids. The record is from RefSeq and is a predicted model, not a curated record. The transcript has a single exon. NCBI's taxonomy places the organism in Eukaryota, Apicomplexa, Aconoidasida, Haemosporida, Plasmodiidae.